Molecule: messenger RNA, 3693 nt
Organism: Schistocerca nitens (vagrant locust)
Lineage: Eukaryota; Metazoa; Arthropoda; Insecta; Orthoptera; Acrididae
Exons: 8
Coding region: 1-3693 (1230 amino acids)
Source: RefSeq, a predicted model, not a curated record
AUGGCUGUCUCCGGCUUCUGGACGCGCCUCGUGGAGGAGGAGGCGGCGGCUGCAGCGUCCGGGUGGGCGGUCGGGGGAGGCGUGCCUGGGGGCGGCGCGGGCAUGCAGCCGCUGACCAAGCUGCGGCGUUCGGCGGGCGCCGCCUCUGGGGCUGAAGACGACGCCGUACGGCAGCAGCAGCCAGUGCGGGAUUUGGCGGCCGUGAGCUGCGCCCCGUGCGAGUCGCCGGACGAGCCCUCAUCGCGACGACAUAGACUGGCGAUACCGCCCAGGACGUCCAGGAGGCAGCCGUCGCCCCCUUGCUCUGAAAGGACUGCCAGGGACAGACUCUCAGAGGCUGAAAAUCCACGGGGGAACCAGCCAGGCAGCUCCAAGCAGCAGAAGAAUAAAGGUGCGAAGACUUCUGGCAUGCAGAGAGUUUCAGCUGCUGCUACUGGUAGAAGCGUCGCCUCAGCGUCCAGUGCUGUACAUCAGGAUCCUCAGAGUUCCUUGUCUGUGGCUGCAGAUACCACACUUGUGACAAACUCAGAAGUGUGGAGCCAACACAACAACAAGCCCACAGAGAUGCUCGGAUGUGAAUAUACAGACAUGCCAGCAUCCAUUUCUAAUGAAGAGGGGUCAUUACAGAGGUUGAGAGGUUCCCCAUACAUCAGAAGGAAACCAGUCGGAGGCAUCAGUAAUCAACAAACAAGAAGUUAUGAGUACUUGGUGCCUGGGCUUAAUAGGUGGCAUGAAACUGACGGCGAACCACUUUCUUACAUCAACCAAAAGGUGAAUCAUUUCCCAUAUGGGACCUUGCGGAGAGAUGAAAGUGAAACAACAGUCAGUGCCCCUGAUGUGAACAUACCUGUAUCUUCUGGAAGGUACGAGCAGUGGAAUAUGAUAGGAUUGACUGGCAAAGGUUCAUCAUAUGAGCCAAGGCCUCCAGUCGUAGUUCAUAAACCAACUACUGGUGGCAGUAGAGAUGGCCUAUCGUAUGUGUGUCACAACGAAUUUUGGAAGAAUGCUUUCCCUGGCGUUGCCAUGAAGCUUGUUGCAAGUGCACCAGAUGUCAGCUUGAAAGAGCCAGUCAGAGCACCAGCAUGGAACACCCUGCAAUCUCUAGCCACAAUUGGCAAUGCUCCAGAGAAGACAGCCAGUUCCCCUGAUGUGCACAGACCUACACCGGUAGCGAACGGAUGGAUCACUUCCUCACCUAGAGGUUAUCCUCCGAGGAUGUUGGGCAGUGCACCAGACAUAAACCUGGCUAGAGUGCACAGUACUGGAAAGAAACUGAAUGAGUCUGCAGCUGGUUCAAACCAGAAUGUUGGAUACAUGGAACCAGGUACGGCAAUCUGUAGAGGCCGUGAGAAAAACUUGCAGCUAAUGCAGAAGCAAGAGUUCCCACUGGAUGUGCUUCACCAGAAGUGUGGGAACAGCGCGCCCGAUGUACGUAUUCCUACUGCAUCUCCCUGGGUGGAGAGCGGUGAGAGCUGUGAAGUGAUGGGAUUGCCGGUGCCACACAUUAGCGAGUGGGGGAAAUGCGAGCAACAGGACGCGGCGUCCUGCUUGGGGAUGCCGCCGCCAGUGGCGCUGCGGUCGGCUGACGCGCGCGCAGCCACGCUGCCUGGCGGCCGCGCAGAGAAGCUCGAGGCCACGCCCCCCGCCGGCACGCGGACCCUCUCCAGGGGCCGGCGCAGCGGCGCUGGGACGACGGUCUUCCAGUUCCAGCAGCAACAGGGGGCUGCGCACCCCGGCGCCGCCCGGGCCAUGCUCACCGGCUCCAGGGACGGCUGGAGCGCGCUCGCGCCCGGAGAAGCCUCGGACGAGGGGUGUUGCUCGCUGUCGCCGCGCGUCGCGACGCCGGGGGCCGCGGACGCCGAGGAGCCGCCCCCCGCCCAGCCCGCCCCCGGGGGCGGAUGGUCGUGGCCGCAGGCGCAGCCGGCGCCGGUCCCCGGUUCGGUGCCCGAGCGCACCGCACGUUGCCUGAGCUGCGCAGACUCGGCGCUGGGUCUGGACGAGGAGACCACUGCUAUUGACCUUUCGGCACCAGUGGAAGCACGCACUCAUCCACCACUUGCCCUCCAGCACAUCCCAAACCAGACACCUGCCAGACACCAUCAGCAGACGGCACUGCGCGACCUGGAAUUCGACAAGAAGGAAGCGAGGCAUCACUGGAAUGAGGACACCGAAGUUCCCAUUUCACCUCCCCCUGACGACGGGCGUUACGACAGUGGACUUGGCCCCGAAGAUGUCUCACCAGCUUGUUACAACCGCCAGCACUCUCUGUCAUCGUGGCCUGCUACCGUAGACAGCUUCAAGAAACCGACUGUCGCUAGACUGGACAGCGGUGUCAGCAUCGAAGAGGGGCAGGAACGCGACGUCUUGAAAGUGACGCGAGGUGUCGGGUUGCUGAGGCUCAGAGGGCUGACAGAGGUUAGUGAUGGCAGUGGCCUACAGACGAAAGACUGGUUUGGUGAAGAGAAAAGUCUCGUAUUAUCUGAAGAUCAGAAAACGGCUCAAGAUGAACGUGUGGCGAUUCGUGCCAAUAUUCACGAGCACGUCACUGGUGACGAAAGACGACAGUGGUAUUCUCUUUCGAGAGUCAGCGAGCAGAAUGAGACAGAAAUAUUGGGCAGUACUAGGAGGGCAUCUGAGGCGCCAGAAAUUGUAGACAGAGACGAGAUUUUCCGUUCUGUCGGGUCGCACGGCAACGGGUCGGACCGCGGCAAGAACUUGGAAGUCUGCAGCAAGUGGUGCGAGACUGGCAAGGUCACUUCGGCGAGCACUGAGGACUUGUGUGCAGAGAUCAGGAGGAACCACGCCUCGGAGUGGGAGGUCGCCAGAGACGAGAAGGCAGACCUACCGAGCGACCGAGACUGGCCCGAAUCGAGGAAAGCCUCUUCGGUAACCGGUGAAGACGACCGGGAGUGUUCCUGGCAGGGUCGCCAAGGAGAUAUUGUUCCCGCCACCUCCUGGACUGACGACUUCGGCACCGACACUAGGUCGAAAAGAUGGAGUUCCUGGAAUACUGGGGAGAUGUUCGGUGAACAGGUGGACGAAGAGCUGGAGAGGCAACGACCAGAGAUUGGGACUCUGGGAGGUCUGUACCUGCCCGGGCGCCCAGGUAUGAAGUUCGACCCGGAGCGGGAUACCGUGUUGCACCACGGUGACCACGAGGACCUCGCGGGGGAGUCGGAAGACUGCGUCGUGGAACUGAGGCGGCAGUCGACGCAGAGCUUCGACGACGGGGAGGAGGGCCCGCCGGGGCAGGCGCGCUACUGGAGGACGCCCUCGGUGGUGGUGAGCGACUACUCGGACGACGUGCCGUACUGCGGGCCGCCGGGGGAGGGCGGGGGCGACGCGGGGGCGGACGACGGCGACCAGCUGAGCGAGUGCGGCAGCUCGUGCAGCGGGCUGUCCGCCGCCGACACGGACGUCGACGGGGGCCUGCUGACGCCCGAGAGGAAGGCCUCCGACUGCUCGACGUGCUCCACGCUCAGCGGCGACGACGACGCCAGCGUGGAGGCGCUGCUGCAGCCGGUGCGGACACGACCAAAGGAGAAGUACGUCUGCCUACUUGACCAGGCUUUCGACGCGCUACUCAGAGAUGAAUUUAGCCCUUUCGAGCCUAGACGAGAAUUCCAGGAAUCCGGCGGCGGGGAGCGGCGCGUGUCGGCCAGGCAAGUGCCGGCGCGGGCUGUUGGUCCUUGA